AUGAAGGCGGCCCUUCUAUGUCUCUUUGUCGCUGCGGCAUAUACCGCAUCUGCGGUGCCGGUAAAUUCGGAGUUCUCUGAAGACCGUGAAUACCCACGGUUUAUUGAAUUUCCUGAUGGCGAAGGUAUCAUGCACACCGUGGACUUAGAAGCUGAGCUAGACCAUGAACUUCUUAACGAAAUUUCGAGAAACCCAGCUAACAAUAUUUAUUUGUUAUACACAAAACACAACCCCCACUCGCCUCAGACAUUAGUGAUGAACGACAUUGCUUCCAUCUACAACUCCUACUUCAAUCCCCAUGUGCCAACCGUCGUUAUUGCCCACGGCUGGCUCAGCAACCAAGAAACCGACAUCAAUCCAACUAUUAGAGACGCUUUGCUUGAUAAGGAAGACGUCAACGUGAUCGUUUUGGAUUGGAGAAGACUUGCAUCUUCCCUUUACAAUACUGCCGUCAGAGGAGUACCAGCUGUUGGUCGAGGCCUCGGACAAUUUUUGAAUUUCGUGAACUUUGUAACAGGAGCACCUUUCGACUCUAUGCACCUGGUUGGCUUCAGCUUAGGUGCUCACCUUGUUGGUAACGCUGGUCGUGAACUUCAGGGAAAAGUUGCUCGUGUCACAGCUUUGGACCCUGCUGGUCCUCUAUGGAACCUUAACUCCGAUCGCGUUAAGCCUGGAGACGCUAUUUACGUCGAGGGUAUCCAUACUGAUGGCGGUUAUACCGUCGGAGGGCUUGGCAUCGGCUCCAACGUUGGAAACGCUGACUUCUACGUCAACGGUGGUAUCUCCCAACCUGGCUGCAUCACUAACAUUUGCAACCAUAACAAUGCCUGGAGAUACUUUGCUGCUACUGUCAGCUACAACCAUAUUAUUGGAAAGGAGUGCUCCAGCUCCUGGCAAAUUACUUGGAACAGCUGCAAAGGCGACGACCUUCCCAUGGGAAACAACGAUCUAAGGAAAUUUGGUUCUGGAAGAUUCCGCGCAAACACAUCCAGGAGAUAUCCUUACUGA
This is a messenger RNA of Spodoptera littoralis (African cotton leafworm), 1008 nucleotides long. The record is from the annotation of a GenBank genome assembly. NCBI's taxonomy places the organism in Eukaryota, Metazoa, Arthropoda, Insecta, Lepidoptera, Noctuidae.